This is a messenger RNA of Clupea harengus (Atlantic herring), 2807 nucleotides long. It is a transcript of the gene lrp11, whose product is annotated as low density lipoprotein receptor-related protein 11. NCBI's taxonomy places the organism in Eukaryota, Metazoa, Chordata, Actinopteri, Clupeiformes, Clupeidae. Gene Ontology annotation, molecular function: protein binding; serine-type endopeptidase inhibitor activity. The record is from RefSeq and is a predicted model, not a curated record.
ACGUCAGCAUUUUUUUUUCCCGUUUCUCAAUCGCUGGAUGGAGCUGUCUUCUUCUGCUAGUGCUGAGCGGCGCCGAGGCGCAGGAUCAUGUCACCAUCAUAAAGCUUUUCUGUAUUUGGACGUGAAUCCUGUUCACCUGUAACUCUGAUCCUAUCAUCUGUAUCUGAGGGUGAAUUUGAUAUGGGUAAGGAUGAAAGCCGUGGCUGAGAAUUAACGGUAGGAGAAUAGCCUACAGUGAUCUACUGCGUAAAUAUGUUACUCAAAACAUUACAUCACCGUCGCCUGGUGUUGUAUGUUUUCCUGUUGUGCAGUGUGAAUAGAGCUUUUUCUCGGUCCUCACAGUUAGGCCUGUCAGAUUUAAAAACCAAAAUAUCUGGAGUGGAGGAUUUGCUGGAAGAAUUUCGCAAACAGCUGCAACAGGAUCAACCAUAUUCGAGGGACGAUGACGCAGGAGACGUGUGCCUCAGUGAUUUCACCGAGAUGGAAGAGCACAUCAUCCGGGCGAGGGACUCCAUCGAACAAGGAGCCACCUUUAUAUCGGCGCCGAGCCGAGUGUACAGCUGGAAAGAUUGCCUCCAUGCCUGCUGCUUGGACCCGCACUGCACCGUCGCGGUGAUGCAGGAAGACCUCAAGCAGUCAGACGACAGCCUUGGUUGCUAUUUGUUCAACUGCACGUACAGGAAUAAAAACGUGUGUAACUUCUCAAUGCAGCAGGGUUUCAGCACCUAUAGUCGGGUUCAUAAUAUGACAGUGCAUCGGGCUGCGGCUGCACCCGGCAAUAGUGUCAUGAGCAAGCAAAUGAGUUCACGAAGUAGGCCUCUGGACGACCAGGCAGAAGAUGAAACAUCUGAACAAGACAUGGACGAACCACCUCGCACUGAUGCCGGCCAGGACGUGGUGGUGCAGUUGCCCACCGACUGGGCUGUGCUGGACGGGAGGGACAGUGUGGAUGACCAUGGGGUUGCCCACUUUGAAUGGGCACUAGUCAAGGGAAACCCCUCUGUAACAAUGAAGGUGAAUCAUCCAGGUCUGCUGAAGAUCACUGACCUGCAGGAGGGAGUGUACAUGUUCCAGCUGACCGUCACAGACACGGCGGGGCAGAGGUCCUCUGACAACGUCUCCGUCUCCGUCCUGGCCCCAGAGCGUCAAGCAGAAGCAUGCACGGGAUCCUGCUCCCACUACCAGUUCAUAUGCGAUGACGGCUGCUGCAUUGACAUCAGCUUCGCCUGUGAUGGGAAACAGCAGUGUCCAGACCGCUCGGAUGAAGACUUCUGUCAUAACUUUGAUGGGGGCAGAAAGACUGUCAGUCACCCUGCUACUCCUCCUGCUCAAGCAGUGGACCAGUCUAUGAUACCCAGUAGACCCAAAGCAGCCGUGGUGGAGGCUAAACCUCCAAUGGACCAGACUCCUACCAGAAGCAAGCCACCUCCUCCCGUGGCACCUGAAAGCCCCAAUCAACAGAGUGAACUUGUACCAGAGCAAUGUACGUCGCCCCCAGUGGUUGGACCUUGCAAGGGCAUAUUUCCGCGUUGGUAUUAUGACCCAAAUGCAGGGGAGUGCAAACACUUCAUCUAUGGCGGCUGCAAAGGCAACCACAACAACUUUCUGCAAGAGGCAGAUUGUGUCAGUGAAUGUAUACAAAUACCCGCUCCGGUUAAAGCAGAGACCACCACAGCCCCUGUUCCUAAGACAUAUACAGUGAUGGCUGUGUUUCCCAAAGUGACUGUGUCUGAACUGAAACCAGAGAAUCUUCCAGUCUCGAAAUCUCACAGAGCUUUAGGAGGACACCCUCCCCCAGAGUCAGGGGCCAUUUUACCACUGGUCCUGGGCAUCGUCAUCAGCGCCCUCCUGCUGCUGAUGGUGGGCUGUCGGCUGCGUCUGGUGCAACACAAGCUGAAGAAGACUCGCCCCCUCACCACCGAGGAGUCCGAUUACCUCAUCAACGGCAUGUACCUGUAGGGGCACCAGCAGGACAGUAGCCAAACCACGGGAAGAGAGCGGGAGAGAUGGAGAGAGAGAUGCUGUCUAAUUGGUCUGUCCUGUCCAGCCUCCACCUGCGUGCCUGCCUGCCAAAUUAAAUUUGGAUACACACACACCGACCCCUUUCAGUUCUUCACUGUCAUCAUUCUUUUUUCAUUGUUAGGGGUCAAACUCACACAGCUCUGCACAUAGAUUCAUCCUUAAACUGAGCAGUUGAGAUUUUAUUGUGUUUCCUCUGUAAUGGCUUUUGUGAAACUUGGCUUCGUUUCUCUUUUUGAUCAAGACAUUUUCAAAACUCCUGACUUGCCUCUCCCACAAAACUAAUGGUCUAGAAUUGUGGAUGGUUCACUUUUAACCAUUAAAGGACAUCUGUGUUCGAUUUCUUGCCAUACACGGAGACAAUUUUGACCAAUUUUGGAGGUUAAAGGAAACACACGUGAUAUUUAUCAGAGCACAGCCUUCCAUAUGCAAUUAAUGUAUCUAUUUCAUCUACAACAUUUUCACAAGGUCAAUACCGUGACUUCAUUCAAGUCUAUCAGAGGUUACCUCAGAACACAAUGAUCAUCGCGACAGCAGGACCCAGGACUCUUGUGUACCUUCGACUGUAGCUUUGUGUGAUUUCUAUCUCUUGUUCUAAUACUGCAUUGGCUAUUCUACAUCAAUCAUAGCAGUCCAAUGUACAUGUGAUGCCAUCUUCACACUGGACAUUAUAUAUAUUAUAAUAAAUAAAUGUGCAUUAUAAAUAUCUAAGUACAUAAAGAAAUUGUAUAUGUGUGGGUGUGAAAUUCUGAGGAAUGAUGGAAAUAAACGUUGCUAUAGUCAAUGAA